Molecule: messenger RNA, 2984 nt
Organism: Saccostrea cuccullata (small rock oyster)
Lineage: Eukaryota; Metazoa; Mollusca; Bivalvia; Ostreida; Ostreidae
Product: basement membrane-specific heparan sulfate proteoglycan core protein-like
Exons: 20
Biological process (GO): cell-cell adhesion
Cellular component (GO): cell-cell junction; plasma membrane
Molecular function (GO): cell adhesion molecule binding
Source: RefSeq, a predicted model, not a curated record
GACCACCAAAAGUUCUCAUUCAACCCAGCAGAACGGUGUAUGCAGUUGUUGGACAGAGAGUUUCUUUAGAAUGUGUCGCUCAGGGAGUCCCAACGCCGAGCGUUUACUGGCGAUAUGAGUCGACUCCCAGCAGAGGAGAUUUGCCCGCCUCACUGGACGCUGAUCUCGGCCCAGGCUCAGCCACACUCACCAUAGAAUCCAUCUCUAAUGGCGACAGUGGCAACUAUGUGUGUGUCGCCACAAACGAUGCAGGAUCUGUGGAGGAAACUGCCCAGAUUAUUGUGCGCGAGGAAAACCCUAACGUGCCUGGAGUUACUAUUACUGGUCCCGAGAGAUUGGCUGCCACAGAAGGACAGUCAGUGACUCUGAGAUGUGAAACACAAGGACUUACUAAUGCUGUUGUCCAGUGGAGGAGGAGGGAGGGUCCUUUGCCCCCCAAUCACAGCAUUCAGGGAGGAACCCUAUACAUUCCUCGCUUCCAGAGAGAGUAUGCCGGGGAAUACAUCUGCACUGCCACCACGCCAGUCAGAAAUUACGAGACCUCCGUUUUCAUCAUUGUAACAGUGACCCCCAAGUUGAGCAUUUCACCAGCUGAAGUAGAGGCCAGGGCAGGGCAGACAGUACAGCUCCGAUGUCAACCCCAGGGUCAGGGACCAUUUAACAUUGAAUGGAUCAAGCUGGGAGGGGCACUGUCCCCCUCGGCCACCCAGACUGUGGACGGAAUCCUAGAGAUCCGGGCAGUGACGGCGGCGGACGCUGGACGGUACCGCUGUGUGGCGACCAAUUCUGCAGGAUCCUCAGAUGGCAUUGCUGUUGUUGUAGUGCAAGUGCCCCCCACAAUAGUUGUUGCUAACAGAGACAGGACUGUACGUGAGGGUGAGACUGUCAUACUUCAGUGUCAGAUUACCGGGACCCCACAGCCACAGGUCACCUGGGAGAAGCAGGGCGGGGCUCUCCCCUCCAACUCUGACAUCAGGAACGAUAUACUGACUAUAUACAAUGUGAGGAGUGAGGAUCAGGGCCGCUACAUCUGUAAUGCCAGGAGUACCGCUGGGUCUGCCAGGGACUACAUCAUGGUUACUGUCCAAUCAGUUAAUGGUGGUGGUUCUAUAAAGUAUGACACACAAUAUGUUGACGUGGGAGAAAGGGUAGAAAUGGAAUGUGUCACAACAGGCUCCCCUCUGCCUACGGUCAGAUGGUCUAAAUUGGAGGGUCCUAUUUCCCCCUAUGCCAGUGUUAACGAUGCCUUCCUGGUCAUGCAGUCUGUCAGGCUGGAAGAUGCCGGAACCUAUGUUUGUACUGUAGAGAAUAUCGUAGGAAAGGUUGAGACAAGAGUCACCCUGUUUGUAAGAGGUGAGCCCAUCAUAACUGGGGCCAGUGAGUCCCUGACAGCAGCCCUGGGGUCCAGCACCUCCAUGUCCUGUGAAGCUGUGGGGUACCCCCAACCAGAGAUCAGCUGGUACAAACGGGGAGGAAACAUGCCAAGAGAUUACACGGUAGAUAAUGGAAAACUGGAGAUUCCUCGACUUUACCAAGGAGACCAGGGCACUUAUGUCUGUCAAGCCCAGAAUGACUUCGGUCAAAAUGAAAAAGAUUAUAACCUUACCGUCGGGGAUCUGGUUCCAUACUUUGAUCAAGAGCCAGUAUCUUACAUCAGCUAUCCACCCAUUGAAGAUCACCACAUCAACUUUGAGAUUUUACUCUCAAUGAGACCGGAAACUACAGAUGGGUUGGUAUUGUACAAUGGACAAUAUGAUAAUGCCCGAGGAGACUAUGUCUGUCUUGGAAUGAGAGGAGGUUACCCAGAAUUCACUUUUGAUGUUGGUUCUGGACCGGCUCUGAUACAGGGCAACCGGACUCUUCCUCUGAACCAAUGGAAUACCAUCAAACUCAAGAGAGAAAAUUCUGUUGGAAGUAUGGAGGUGAAUGAUGAGCCAGUGUACACCGGAUCUUCCCUGGGACAGUUCAGCGGUCUGGAUCUGGGUCAGAACAUGUAUCUGGGUAAUGUACCAGAUCCCAACAAGGUACCAGAGCCAGCCAGACACUCAUCUGGAUUUGUUGGUGCUGUGAGUCAGGUGAUCAUUAAUGGUAAGGACCUGAACCUGGGAGCUGAUGCCAUCGAGCUGAAGGGGAUAGAACCGUACAACGCUUGUAAAGACCGACCAUGUCUGAACCGAGGAAGAUGUCUGCCGGCCAAUUCCAAGUACGGCUACAAGUGUGACUGUCCAGCUGGGUUCACAGGAAGUAAAUGUGAAAUCACAGGAAGUGGCUGCUAUCCAGGAAUCUGUGGACCAGGAGGAAGAUGUCGGGAUGUAGCUGGGGGCCACCAGUGUAUCUGUCCAAUGGGAAGGAUUGGUUCAGGCUGCUCACAGACUGUGCAGGUCCUUUACCCACAGUUCAAUGGGUCUUCCUUUUCAUCGUACGAUCCAAUCAGAAAUGCCCGCUUCCAGAUGAAGAUUGAAAUGGAGAUCAAACCCCAGUCUCUUGAUAAUGGACUGGUGUUGUACAGUGGACAGAACGAGGAUGGAUCUGGGGACUACGUGGUCAUCCUGAUCAAAGAUGGCUACCUGGAGUUUAGAUACAACACUGGAUCUGGUCCAGCAGUGAUGAAGAGCAAAAAGAAACUGGUGUCUGGUGACUGGGUCAAAAUCACCGCAACAAAGUCCGGACAGGAGGGCAGCCUUGUCAUUAACAAUGGGGAACCAGUCAAAGUUUGGCCCUGGAGUUACACCAACAAUUUGCGCAACAACUACUACAACUAUUAUUUGCGUAGACGAUAUCGAUACAGGCGAGAUGCCUCUCCGGGGACCUACAUUGGUCUGGAUCUGAGAACCAGGUUAUACUUGGGAGGAGUGGAUCCAGACAAGAAAGUUCCAGAUGAUGUGGAGGUUCAGAAUGGAUUCUAUGGAUGUAUAGCUGAGGUCGGUGUAAUUUCCUGCUUCUUCUGGAAGGGGGGGGGGGGUGGAUCUAAUCUUCCCAUCUGA